GCUCUCGUCCCCGUGCUGUGUGGCAGCGCCCUCCGAAACAAGGGUGUUCAGCUUCUACUGGACGCCAUCGGUCACUACCUGCCGUCGCCGUUGGACGUGCCUCCCGUGAUGGGACUACAUCCAAAGACGGAAGGAGAGGUGCUGAUGGAGGCCAGUGAGGACGCGCCUUUCUCCGCCCUCGCCUUCAAAGUUGUGGCGGACCCCUUUGUGGGCCGGCUGGUGUACUUCAGGGUGUACUCAGGUCAGGUGAAAGCGGGCACGUCGGUGUACAAUUCCACCAAGGGCAUACGCGAACGCAUGGGACGCGUGCUCAGUAUGCACGCCAACCGGCGGGAGGAGACGGAAGUCACCUAUGCCGGGAGCAUCGCCGCCGCCGUGGGUCUGAAGAACACCUUUACCGGCGACACCAUAUGCUACGAGAACUCUCCGGUAAUCCUGGAGACCAUACGCUUCCCCGACCCGGUGGUAUCCGUAGCCAUUGAGCCAAAGACCAGGACCGACCAGGAUAGACUGGUGGACUCCCUGGUCAAGCUGGCCGAGGAAGACCCCACGUUCAAGGUCAAAGUUGACGAUGAGACCGGCCAGACCAUCAUGUCCGGCAUGGGCGAGCUGCAUCUGGAGGUUCUGGUAGACCGCUUGAAGAGGGAGUUCCAGGUGGCCGCCAAUAUAGGACGGCCCAAGGUAUCCUAUCGAGAGACCCUGACCGGCUCUUCGAGGGCCGAAGGCAGGUUUGUGCGCCAGACAGGAGGCCACGGUCAAUACGGCCACGUGUGGCUUGAGCUCCAGCCAAUGGAGAGGAACAGCGGUUUCAAGUUCGAAAACAAGGUGGUGGGAGGGACUAUUCCCCGCGAGUACGUCCCAGCGGUGGAGAAGGGUGUAAAGGAGGCGCUGGAGACCGGCGUUCUGGCCGGCUAUCCGGUGAUAGACGUAAAGGCGACCCUUGUUGAUGGCAGCUUCCAUCCCGUGGACUCGUCUGAGAUUGCUUUCAAAAUGGCAGGCUCUAUUGCCACCAAAGAAGGUGUGAAGAGAGCGAAGCCUGUGAUUCUGGAGCCUAUUCUGGACGUGGAGGUCGUCACCCCGGGAGAUUUCCUGGGAGAGGUCCUCGGCGAUCUGGGAGGUCGGCGCGCCCGCAUCCGCAGUAUCGAAGGGCAGGGGUCGGUGCAGGCCGUUCGCGCUCUGGUGCCGCUGGCGGAGACCUUCGGGUAUACCACUGACCUGCGAUCUAUUACCCAGGGAAGGGGCAAGCCAGUCAAUGGAGUUCAGCCACUACGAAGAGGUGCCGCAGGGUGUGGCACAUGA
This is a messenger RNA of Geodia barretti, 1299 nucleotides long. The record is from the annotation of a GenBank genome assembly. NCBI's taxonomy places the organism in Eukaryota, Metazoa, Porifera, Demospongiae, Tetractinellida, Geodiidae.